AUGAGUGAGAAGGACACGCCGCAGUAUCCCGGCUACCCAUCCCACUACUGGUAUCCUCAGUCCCAUUCCGCGGGUCACUAUGCAAAUACUUAUCCUUCUGGAUCUGAUGGCCAGCCGCAGUAUAAUCCCCAGGUGAUUUCUGGAGGUUAUCCAAAUGGCCAUGGGGUCUACAGCCCAGCACAGAGUCAAUAUUCCACAAGUGGUUUCCAUCCAUCCAAUCCUUUCUACUGUGCUGAUCCUCAGAGACCACCUCCAGUUUCUUACUCUAAUCAGAGCUGUCCUGCAGAGCAAAACAGUGGGGCAGCAGGACAGCCCCACUCACAAAACCAUCACUAUCCUGGUAUUCACUGUCAAGGGGGUCCUGGAUAUCCUCCGGGGCCAUAUUCUCACUACAGUGAAGGUGGGCAUGCAAUGCCUCCAAACCCGCUAUACACACGCACGACUGAUGUUUGGGAACACCAAGGGACGUAUGCUCCUACACAGCAGCAAUGGCAGCCUGGUCAACAGCUUCCUCAAAACCAUUAUGGAAAUCCUGUACGUCCGUUACACCCUCCUGCUUGGCCAGGGACUGGAACCGGUGCGCCACCACCUUACCAACCUAAGGACCAGCGCACCCCACAGGUUGGACCUAAGCCCAGAACAACUGCAUCCCCAAGUCGCACCAAUGGGAAACCCACAGAAAUUAGUUCACCUCCCCAAAUGUACAACAACGCAGGGCGAAUUGAUCAAAAUCACUCACAAGGUGAGCCCCCACCCUCUGCACCCAGUCAGUCAUUGGCUCCAGACAACCCUGGACCUCAGCCUGUGAGCGACAACCCCAGUUUAGCUCGAGUUCAACAAAUCAUGGUUAGGGUGCUACUUCUUCAGGAAGAUGUUGAUGAGUUUGUAGGGAAAAAAACGGACAAGAGUUAUCGAUGCCUGGAGGAACUUCUUACCAAAGAGCUGCUUGAGCUGGACUCUGUGGAGACUCAGGGACUUGAAAAUGUCCGUCAAUCUCGGAAGGAGGCUGUGCAGAGGAUCCAGGCAAUUCUUGACCAGCUGGAAAAGAAAGCAUUCUAA
This is a messenger RNA of Nerophis lumbriciformis (worm pipefish), 1059 nucleotides long. The record is from RefSeq and is a predicted model, not a curated record. Lineage: Eukaryota; Metazoa; Chordata; Actinopteri; Syngnathiformes; Syngnathidae.